Messenger RNA from Megachile rotundata (alfalfa leafcutting bee), 431 nucleotides. RefSeq names its product ribosomal protein S29 (gene RpS29). The record is from RefSeq and is a predicted model, not a curated record. Gene Ontology annotation, cellular component: ribosome; cytosolic small ribosomal subunit. Gene Ontology annotation, molecular function: zinc ion binding; structural constituent of ribosome. Lineage: Eukaryota; Metazoa; Arthropoda; Insecta; Hymenoptera; Megachilidae. Gene Ontology annotation, biological process: cytoplasmic translation.
AACGUUGUGUUGCACAUAAUUGUCACAUGUCUUUUGGAUUCUUGAGUUCGUCUUAAGAGGAUCUUCGUGUGAUAAAAAUGGGUUUCCAAAACAUUUGGUAUUCGCAUCCACGAAAGUAUGGACAAGGAUCUAGGUCUUGUCGAGCUUGCGCAAACAGGCAUGGACUGAUCCGCAAAUAUGGUUUGAAUAUUUGCAGACAAUGUUUCAGGGAGUACGCUGCUGAUAUUGGUUUCAAAAAGCUGGAUUGAUUUAACAGUACAUUCAGAACAUUAGAUUUCUAUUUUUAUCAUAAUAUGGAAGCACUUCAACAUAAAUUCAAUAAUAGACCGGCAUUUUUAUUCAAUCAAUAAGUACACUAUUACAUCUGGAUGAAACAAAUUCUGUUAUGUAUUGCAGUAAAAACAUGAACUGAAAUAAAAAUAAUUACUUAU